Messenger RNA from Tachyglossus aculeatus (Australian echidna), 2961 nucleotides. It is a transcript of the gene MAMDC2, whose product is annotated as MAM domain containing 2. NCBI's taxonomy places the organism in Eukaryota, Metazoa, Chordata, Mammalia, Monotremata, Tachyglossidae. The record is from RefSeq and is a predicted model, not a curated record. The transcript is spliced from 14 exons. Gene Ontology annotation, cellular component: membrane. Bases 30 to 2090 code for a protein of 686 amino acids.
GGGAGCUCUGCCUCCCGGACGGAGCUGCUAUGGGCCUGCUGGGCGUCCUUUUGGCCUUGCAAGUGUUGCAGUUUGCUGGAGCUGUGGAGCUCCCUGCUGGGUCUUGUGCCUUUGAAGACAGCACUUGUGGCUAUGAGUCACUAUACGCGUACUUACCCUGGAUUUUGAAUGAAGAAGGUCAUUACAUUUAUGUGGACACUUCCUUUGCUACUCAAGGAGAGAAAGCAGUUCUGCUGAGCCCUGAACUACAGGCAGAGGAGUGGAGCUGUAUUAGGCUGGUCUAUCAGAUUACCACAUCUUCAGAGACUUCAUCUGGUCCUAGCUGGCUAAAUCUCUAUGUGAGAUUUGAAGGAGAAAACUUUGAUCGUUUAUUGUGGUCAGCCAAAGAACCAUCAGAUAGCUGGCUUAUAGCCAGUCUAGAUUUGAGAAACAGCACAAAGAAAUUCCAGAUUUUAGUAGAAGGUGUACUGGGGCUUGAGACCACAGCUGGAAUUGCAGUCUUUGAAAUUAAGAUGACAACUGGCUACUGCAUUGAGUGUGACUUUGAAGAAAACCAUCUGUGUGGCUUCAUGAACCGCUGGAAUCCAAACGUGAACUGGUUUGUUGGUGGAGGAAAUAUUCGGAAUUUGCAUUCUGUACUUCCUGAAGAUCACACCCUCAAGAGUGAAUUUGGUCACUUCAUGUAUGUAGACUCUGUUUAUGUCAAGCACUUUCAAGAGGUGGCUCAGCUAGUUUCCCCAAGAACAACAGCUCCCAUGUCCGGCUGCCUUUCUUUUUAUUACCAACUACAGCAGGAGAAUGACAACGUUUUCACCCUGUACACCAGAGAUGCGACUGGCCUAUAUGAAGAAAUCUGGAAAACACAGAGUACAGAAAGUACGGACUGGAAUUUAGCAGAGGUCGACUUUAGCGCACCAUACCCAAUGGAGGUUAUAUUUGAAGUUGCUUUCAAUGGUGCCAAAGGUGGGUUUGUAGCCCUUGAUGAUAUCUCGUUUUCUCCAGUUCACUGCCAAAGUCAGACAGGGUUUUUCUUCAAUACAGAAGAAGCAAGCUGCAAUUUUGAGGACGAUCUCUGUAAUUUUUAUCAGGAUAAAGAUGGCCCUGGCUGGAACAGAGUAAAACUGAAGCCUAAUGUGUACAGAGCAGGCGAUCAUACAACAGGAUUAGGUUAUUUCUUGCUGGCCAACACAAAGUUUACAUCACAGCCUGGCUACAUUGGACGACUGUAUGGUCCUUCUCUGCCAGGAAACUUGCAGUAUUGUCUGCGUUUUUACUACGCCUUACAUGGAUUUUUUAAAAUGAGCGACACCUUAGCUGUUUAUAUCUUUGAAGAAAACCAUGUUGUUCAAGAGAAAAUCUGGUCUGUCUUGGAGUCCCCAAGGGGAGUCUGGACUCAAGCUGAGAUCACCUUCAAGAAACCUAUGCCUUGUAAGGUGGUUUUCAUGAGCUGGUGUAAAAGCUUUUGGGACUGUGGCCUUGUGGCCCUGGAUGAUAUUACCAUAAGCCUGGGAAAUUGUCGCUCUACUGACUCAUUGCCACCUCCUCCAGGACAGUGUACUUUCGAACAGGAUGAAUGUUCUUUUACCCAAGAGAGAAGAAAUAGAAGCAGCUGGCAUAGGAAGAGGGGAGAAACUCCCACUUCCUACACAGGCCCAAAAGGAGACCACACUACCGGGGUAGGGUACUACAUGUAUAUCGAGGCAUCCAAUAUGGUAUACGGACAAAAAGCGCGCCUGGCUUCAAAGUCCCUCCGCGGAGUCUCUGGAAAACACUGCUUGACCUUUUUCUAUCACAUGUAUGGAGCUGGGACAGGAUUAUUGAAUGUUUAUUUGAAAAUGGAAGGUUACAGCGGAGAGACCCUCUUAUGGAGAAGGAGAGGAGAGCAGAGUAUUAGCUGGCUAAGAGGAUUCAUAGAAUAUAAUUGUGAGAAGCAACACCAGGUUGUUUUUGAAGCCAUUCGUGGAAUGUCAAUUAGAAGUGAUAUUGCUAUCGAUGACAUUACACUGCUGUCAGGACCCUGUACAGAGUUAGAAGAUGCGGCCCAGCAAUCAUCAGGAUUUUCUGAGGACUUGAAUGAGAUUGAGUACUAAGAAAAGAUUUCUCAAAAUGGAUGGAGGGCCACAUAAAUAAAAUGUAUGAAAUACUGCACAGCCUCAUUCCCUUCGAAAAGAACAGAGGAAUACUGGACUAUAUUAAAUAUUUCACAAAAAGCAUUAGAAAGGAUUUGGAGCACCCUACUUCCUCACUUCUGCAACAUUAUUGACUCAGGGCUUCUUAAACUGUUCUUGUUUAUUUUGUUUUCCCCCUUGUGCCUAUGACAACUGUAACUAGGUGUACAGGCUUUCCAUUUUGCACAGAUCAUCCAUUUUAAUAAUGUUUGAUCUUACAAAUGUGUGCGCUAUUGUAAGUCUUUUGUUAUGUGCACAGAUAAAAAUAACAAAUGGACCCCAAUCAAAAUUCAAUGUUGGGCUUGCUUAAAUCUGCAUUCAGUGAAUGUUUUGUGUUGAACAGAAAGUGGAUCUUGUUGCUGUGGUUUGUUGUGUAGUUGGAUUUUUUUUUUUGGUAGUUUCAAGCAUCACAGAUAUUUUUAAGUAAAUAUUAUUAGGUAUUAGUAAUACCCUGCAGCUGAAUGCAGUUUUUCAUGUUAAUUCCAUUUGGGAUCAUUUUGUCUUUUACUGACUGUACUUUAAAUGUUCCGUAAGAAUGAAAGAUAAGAAGAUUGAGUCAUAGUGUGGCUAAACUAUUGUUAAUACUAUAUUGCCAUACACUGCUAACUGCCUAUUUUUCUUACUUUAAAGAAGUCUUAAAUAAUCACAUGGGUAGAGAUUGCACUUUUUUUCCCCACUACAAGACUGUCAUUCUGUUUAUAUACACAUGUACACAAAUGCUUUUAUGUCUCUUCUAAAAAAUUAAAAUAAUAAUUAUUGUGGUAUUCAUUAAGCACUUAACAUGUGCCAAGCA